AUGAAUAAACUAAGAUAACUUCAAGAAAGACCAAAACUCAUGAGUCAACGAAACAUUUUUGCUAUAUAACUCAUCAUCAUCAUAGUUUUAGUACUUUACUUCAUAAUCAUAUCUUAUCUUCCUCGUCCUAUGUUACAAAACAUCUGAUUCAACAAAAAACAAAACAUUACUGUUACCAACACAAGAGUUUCAUAGUUAUGGCAGAUCCACUUGGAGGUGCUGUUGGAGCUGUAAUGGGAGAAAUGGUGAAAUAUGCUAUUCAAACAAUCAAAAAAGGUCAAGAUUUUGGUCCAACUCUUGAAACCAACAUACAAACUUUGAAUGCUUUGGCUCCUUUAGUUGAAGAAAUGAAAGGUUUCAAUGAUUUGUUAGAUCGACCUAGAGAAGAGAUAAACAAGUUAGAGACUCACAUAAGAGAAGGUAAAGAGCUUGUAAGAAAAAGUAAGAAACUUACUCUAUGGAGGUUUUUUUCUUUUCCAAGUUAUCAAUCAAAACUUCAGAAGAAAGAUGAAGCUCUUCAGAGACAUUUAGCUGUUAAUGUUCAAGUUGAGAAUAGAAAGGAUUUGAUGGAUGUGUUGAUUAAGGUGAAUGGAAUUUUAGAGAUUUUGAUGAGAAAAGAUAAUUUGGGUCAGUUUGAUGGUGGGAAUCAAAUUAGGGGUUUGUGUGGUGCUCCUGAGGAGCCUCAGUGUAAGGGAAUGGUUGAGCCUUUAAAUAAGUUGAAGAUUGAGUUGAUUAAGGAUGGUGUUUCUGUGCUUGUUUUGACUGGUUUAGGUGGAUCUGGUAAAAGUACUCUUGCUAAGAAGCUUUGUUGGGAUCCACAAAUCAAAGGCAAGUUUGGUGGAAACAUCUUCUUUGUUACCGUCUCAAAGACCCCCAACUUGAAGAACAUUGUACAGACACUAUUUGAACAUUGUGGACUUCGGGUGCCUGAGUUUCAUAGCGACGAAGAUGCAAUUAACCGAUUGGGAGUUCUGCUGAGGCAAGUUGGGAGAAAUCCAAUAUUGUUAGUCUUGGAUGAUGUUUGGCCUAACUCAGAAGGCCUUGUUGAGAAGUUCAAAUUUAAAAUGUCAGAUUAUAAGAUUUUGGUUACUUCAAGGGUUGCCUUUAGAAGAUUUGGCACCCCAUGCCAACUGGAUCCACUUGAUCAUGAUCAUGCUGUGUCCCUUUUCCAUCACUUUGCUCAAUUGAAUCACAACAGCUCAUACAUGCCUGAUAAAAAUCUUGUCCAUGAGAUAGUGAAAGGUUGCAAGGGUUCGCCGUUGGCGCUUCAGGUCACUGCUGGAUCACUCUGUCAGCAGCCUUUUGAGAAGUGGCAAAAUAUGAAGGAACGUUUAAAGAGUCAAACUAUCCUUGAGUCUAAUAGUACUAACUUGCUUUCUCGCCUUCAACAAAGUUUGGAUAUAUUGGAGGAUAUCAAUGAGAAGGAGUGCUUCUUGGAUCUAGGGCUAUUUCCUGAUGACCAGAGGAUUCCUGUUACUGCCCUCAUUGAUAUGUGGGCGGCACUGUAUAACCUAGAUGAAGAUGGUACAAAAGCAAUGGCCAUUGUCCAUGAUUUGAACACUAGGAAUUUGAUUAGUGUCAUAUCUACAAGGAAAGUUGCAACAGAAACAGACAUGUACUACAAUAACCACUAUGUCGUGAUGCAUGAUCUCCUCAGAGAACUAGCGAACCAUCAAAGCAAAGGGGAACCAUUUGAACAGACAAAAAGAUUGAUCAUUGACUUGAAUGGAGAUGUUCGUCCCGAUUGGUGGAUAGGACCGAAUCAGCAAGGAAUCAUUAGUCGUAUGUACUCAUUCAUCGCCGGAAUGUUGGUAAAACAGAAACAACUAAAGGUUGCUGCCCGCAUAUUGUCUAUAUCAACUGAUGAAUCAUUUUCUUCGGAUUGGUGUGACAUGCAACCUGAUGAAGCUGAGGUUCUGAUUUUAAAUCUUCGGUCUGACAAGUACUCAUUACCAGAUUUCACAGAGAAAAUGAGCAAACUGAAAGUUUUAAUAGUCACAAAUUAUGGUUUCCAUCGUUCUGAAUUAACCAAGUUUGGGCUACUUAGUUUUUUGUCAGACUUGAAAAGAAUAAGGUUGGAGAAAGUUUCAGUCCCUUGCCUAUGCAUAAUGAAGAAUCUGCAAAAAUUAUCCCUCCAUAUGUGCAAUACAAGGAAUGCUUUUGAAAGCUGUUAUAUCCAAAUUUCAGAUGCAUUGCCAAAUCUAGUGGAGUUAAGCAUUGACUAUUGCAAUGAUUUGAUUAAAUUGCCUGACGGAUUUUGUAACAUUACCACAUUGAAGAAGCUCAGUAUCACAAACUGCCACAAGCUUUCUGCAAUACCUCAAGAUAUUGGAAAGUUGGAGAAUUUGGAAGUGCUAAGGCUUUGUUCCUGUUCUGAUUUAGAAGAGAUGCCAGAAUCUGUUGCAGGCCUUAACAAGUUACAUUGUUUUGACAUCUCAGACUGUGUGAGUCUUCCGAAUUUACCGAACGAUAUCGGGGACUUGCAAAAGCUCGAGAAGCUUUACAUGAAGGGUUGCUCAAACUUGAGUGAAUUGCCUUAUUCUGUCGUCAAUUUUGGAAAUCUAAAGCAUAAAAUAUCUAUCAUCUGUGAUGAAGAAGGAGCUUCAUUAUGGGAACACUUUCCCAACAUUCCUAAUCUGAAGAUAGAGAUGCCUAAAGUAGAAAUUAACUUAAAUUGGCUUCACGGAACUCGUUCCUGAGUGUUGGUUGAUGAAGAUAAAGUGACUUGAAGUAAUGCUGAAACUUGUAAACAAUGUUGCUACACAUUGUUUUCCUAUUUAUCAUAAUGUUGUCCAUGUUAACUGUAGUGAUCUCAGAUCUGUGUUGGACUGUACUGUAAAUAUAAUAUACAUCAACGUAGCCUGAAAGAUUACUACUCCAUGUGUUAUUUUAGCAUUAGUGUUAUUCUGUAAUAAGGUAGCACAGUAUUGAGGUGUUAAACUAUCCCUUAGAUUAGUUAUGACCAAUAAUAGAUGUAACAGAUUAUAAUUGAAUUGUAAUAGACUGUAACAACAUUUCUAUUGUGGUAACUAAAUCCUGAAUGCUAUAGUAUUUCUAUUUUUAA
Trifolium pratense (red clover) is the source of this 3064-nucleotide messenger RNA. RefSeq names its product probable disease resistance protein At5g66900. The record is from RefSeq and is a predicted model, not a curated record. NCBI's taxonomy places the organism in Eukaryota, Viridiplantae, Streptophyta, Magnoliopsida, Fabales, Fabaceae. The transcript is spliced from 5 exons. The coding region runs from base 198 to 2699 and encodes 833 amino acids. Gene Ontology annotation, biological process: defense response to fungus. Gene Ontology annotation, molecular function: ADP binding.